This is a messenger RNA of Ornithorhynchus anatinus (platypus), 2145 nucleotides long. It is a transcript of the gene NR2C2AP, whose product is annotated as nuclear receptor 2C2 associated protein. The transcript has 6 exons. The coding region runs from base 294 to 719 and encodes 141 amino acids. The record is from RefSeq and is a predicted model, not a curated record. Lineage: Eukaryota; Metazoa; Chordata; Mammalia; Monotremata; Ornithorhynchidae.
UCACCAGGAAGCAGUUCGGAGUUGGUCGGGCCGCGCGCGCCUCGAGCUGCCCCCGGCGCGCGCCUCGUCGGCCCCUUUCGCUUUCCGCGCCUCGUCGGCCUGGCUCGUGAGUUGCCCCGAAGACUCCUCCCACCCCACAAGCUCGGGGGCCCCGGGGAGGCCGCUGGCGGUCGCAGAAGACAGGCGCUGUAAGUGCCAGGCGUAGCCAAGGUACAGUUGGAUCUGCUUCCUCCCUCCAGCCUACUUUCAGAAGCUCUUUGGUAGGAUUCCCUAGCUGCCUGGCCCUUGCCAAGAUGGCCCCAACAGUGCCCUUGAUCUGCAGUGGGACAGUGAGUAGGGUGAGUUCUGUUCUCAACCGGGAUGUGAAGCAGUUUGGGAAGAAGCAUCUGUUUGACCAGCGGGAGGAGACCUGCUGGAACUCAGACCAGGGCUCCUCCCAGUGGGUGAUGCUGGAAUUUCCCCAGACGGUCAAGGUGUCCCAGAUCCAGAUCCAGUUCCAAGGCGGGUUCACGUGCCGCCAGGGCCGCCUGGAAGGCGGCAGGAAGAGUGAAACGUUGGUGAAGAUCACAGAUUUCUACCCCGAAGACUUCAAUUCCUUGCAGAGCUUUCCCGUGGCGGACGUGAUGCUGGACAAGUUGAAAGUCACCUUCGAGAACAGUACCGACUUCUUUGGCAGGAUCAUCAUCUACCACCUGCGAGUUUUUGGGGAGAGGCUCUAAAUGACUUGGGGGUGAGGAGCAAGAGUGAACAAACCCAACUCCAACCCUUUCCCCAUCCGUUCCUGUCCAAGCACAGUGGCCCUGGCCUUUUCCCUGUUCAACCUGGGUCAAGGCAGGGCACAUCUGUGAGCGAGAGACGUGAGAGUAGGGAUGCUGUGACUGGGAGCAGCUUCCCGGUGUCUUUCUACGCCCGGUCCCCAAGGAAGUAACUAGCCACAACUGGACCUUGUUGCAAAACCAGUUCCUUUGAAACCUUAAGCCUAAAACCUUUGGACCCAGGAGCCGUGGCAGGCACUAAGCUAAGCUGGGUUCUGGGCCUGAGAAAACCGUUCCCUGUUAUCACCUCCCUCACCCUUAACCAAGAUCCUCCCCUCUGCCCUGAUCCCAUUUUCAGCCCAAUCUUGAUGGCACCUUGUGGCUAUAAUCAACUGGGAAGCAAAGGGGGGAGGGGGAGACAGCCAGCAGGUCUGCCCAAUCCUCCCUCUCUUCUCAGCUGCCUCAGAGCCAGAGCGUUGCUACAUGCCUUUCCUUCUCUGGGACUGAAGCAGGGCUGCCCACGUCACACGAUGGUAGAGGAAAUGUAUAGCCACAAGGCCAAGGAAGAGCAUGUUUGAUUUUAUUUGUCGCUGCCCCUGUUGGCCAAGAAGCAGGAGCUGGCGAGUGGGUGUCUGGCUGAAGCUGGAGACAAGGUGGAGGGAUUCAGCUAGCGGUGUUAAACCUGGCAGAUUAGCAGGGCUCUUGCCUCCCAAGCCCAGCAGCAGAGACUGGAUCCCAGGCCUGGGGGAACUGCUUAGCCAAGGACCAGAGAAGAUGUCCACUUGGCCUUCAGGUGAACCUCACUUCUGACUGAAGGCAGUCCACACCCUGCUGCAGAGCUCCCGAGAGGACAAGAGAAAGGAGGGAGGGGCCCUAUUUCUGGUCGCAGUGAAGUCUGGUCCUCCAAGUCUCAAGACUCUGCACUCGGAGAGGUGACUUUGACUCUCAGUCCCCGAGGGAUGGAGCCUCUAGUACUGGUGACAGAGCCAAGAGACCCAAUCUGGAGUCUUGGGCUCUUCUCUGACCUGCCUGGAAACCAGCACCCUAAAGUAACGGAGCUCCCGGCCAGCUAGUCAGCCAGCCUGCCUCCUGCCGUGAGAGGUAGUGAACCAAAGCGUAGAGGGUUAAGGCCGUGGAGAGGUUGGGGGUGACCUUCAUGCCGUCUCCGGAGGCAGCUUGUUCUGGAACAGUUUGAGAAUGUGAUUUUCGAUCACCUGUUGAACUGAGGUGGAGAGAAGAGAGAGUGAGUCUUUAAGGCCAUACCGACAGAGGGAUGGGAAUUUUAUAACAUCAGUAGGUGUCAACCCAAAAUGGAAAAAUAAAAAUAAAUGGGCACUCUCCAACCACCCCCUUGCUUCCUGAGAUAAAUUAAAUCUUUUUUAAAAUGAGA